GACGACGUCAGUUUGACAAAUAUUUAAAUAAUAAUGAAGGAGACUCAAUCAGGAAAAAUGAGUUAACACAUGAAUGAAUCUUUCUUCUUCAGGAAGGGGGUCUGGUCGAUUAAAGGCGCUACAGAACAGUGUUUGAUGUCAGCCAGCUGAUGUUAACGCAUUUCCAUCGCAAUCCGUGUGGACACUACCUCUGACACUACUGAUGCUCCACUGUUCUGAUUUCAGUAGGCUGCCAUGGAGAGCUCUACUGAAGUUGGAAAGAUGUCAAGGCUGGUGUUGUCUCUGGUACUGUUUACAUCUGGGCUGGUUCGGUGCAGGCCGCCUGUUCAGGACAAGACAGGACUGGACCCUGAAGUAAAUAUGAACAUUAGUGAGAUCAUCAGACACUGGGGUUACCCAGCUGAAGAAUUUGAAGUGGUCACUGAGGAUGGAUACAUCUUGAGCAUCAACCAAAUCCCACAUGGGGUCAAAAACAAGGAUGGACAAGAAGCCAAGCCUGUAGUGUUCCUGCAACAUGGUCUUCUUGCAGCUGGAAGUAAUUGGGUGACAAACCUGCCCAACACCAGCCUGGGUUUCCUCCUAGCUGAUGCUGGUUUUGACGUGUGGAUAGGCAACAGCCGUGGGAACACGUGGUCCAGAAAACACAUCAGCCUUGAUCCUAAACAGAAAGAAUACUGGCAGUUCAGUCAUGAUGAGCUGGCUAAGAAGGAUCUUCCUGUAGUGAUCAACUUCAUCACAAAGACCACUGGCCAGGAGCAAAUCUUUUAUGUGGGCCAUUCCCAGGGAACCACUAUAGCAUUCAUUGCUUUCUCCACAAUGCCGGAGCUGGCCAGCAAAAUCAAGAUGUUUUUUGCUCUGGCUCCUGUCGCCACAGUGGGGUUGACCAAAAGCCCCAUGAGCAAAUUGACUGUUAUUCCAGAGUUUCUCAUUUGGGAUCUCUUUGGAAGAAAAGACUUCUUUCCUCAGAAUGACUUGAUUAAGUUUUUUGCCACUGAGUUCUGCAGCAGAAAGCCUUUGAGUGUGCUGUGCGGGAACAUCUUCUUUCUUCUCUGCGGCUUUGAUGAGAAGAACCUGAACAUGAGCAGAACACCUGUGUACACAACACACUGCCCAGCAGGAACCUCAGUCCAGAACAUGGUUCACUGGGCUCAGGCUGUGAAAUCCAGUAAGCUUAUGGCUUAUGAUUAUGGAAAAGCUGGAAAUAUGGCACAUUAUAAUCAGUCGACCCCUCCCCUGUACAACAUGCGGGAUAUGACAGUACCCAUAGCCUUAUGGUCUGGUGGGCAGGACACUCUGGCAGAUCCUCAGGAUGUGGCUCUGCUGCUUACACAGAUACCUAAAUUGGUGUACCACCGCAACAUUAAGCACUGGGAGCACCUGGACUUCAUCUGGGGUUUGGAUGCCCCACAAGAGAUGUACAACAAAAUGAUCAAAAUGAUGAGGGAGAAUGUGUGAAGAGACAUUUUGUUUGAGCAGUAGGUUCUAUCAGCAGUUUUUCGUUUGUACUUUCUAUAAGCAGAUGAAGCCAUUUGUUUUAGGUGCUGUUAAAUGUCAAAUUGCUGUCAAAUCUGCAAUUUGCCAAUGUAAAUUUGAUAUUACAAACUGAUUUAAGCCUUCGGGCUAUCACCCAGAGACCAGAGUUUUACACUCACGAUCAGAUGUUGCAUUUUAAUGUCUUUUAAAUGACAUGCACUUGUUUAAUGUGUUUUGUACCUAGCUUUUACUAACUACAACUACAAAUCUAAACUCACUUGUCUUAAGUGUUUAUCACAUAAUGGAUGGAUUUUGUAAAACAUGACUUGAAAUAAACAUGCAUUGGAGUGGAA
Carassius carassius (crucian carp) is the source of this 1826-nucleotide messenger RNA. RefSeq names its product putative lysosomal acid lipase/cholesteryl ester hydrolase. Gene Ontology annotation, molecular function: hydrolase activity, acting on ester bonds. The record is from RefSeq and is a predicted model, not a curated record. Bases 235 to 1455 code for a protein of 406 amino acids. NCBI's taxonomy places the organism in Eukaryota, Metazoa, Chordata, Actinopteri, Cypriniformes, Cyprinidae. The transcript is spliced from 10 exons.